Molecule: messenger RNA, 1732 nt
Organism: Blastomyces dermatitidis ER-3
Lineage: Eukaryota; Fungi; Ascomycota; Eurotiomycetes; Onygenales; Ajellomycetaceae
Exons: 1
Coding region: 698-1120 (140 amino acids)
Source: RefSeq, a predicted model, not a curated record
CCACCACGUACUGCUGCCUUCCCACUUUAUCAUGAUGUGGAAAUAUGAGUUACAGUGCAUUGAUAAGCAACAUCCUGCAAAACUCUAGGAAACUAUCCUCGCAGGAACCCGAUGCGCCUGAGACCUUUGCCUCGCGAAUGAGCGUCACAACAGCACAUAUUUUUUUCGAUAUACCUAGUUAUGAUACAGCAGACAUCGAGAAAGUGAAGUUGCUGGCCAAUAAAGGCGCUAAAGGAGUCAGGAUUUUAUAUACACCAUGUCAAUAACAGUGGCAAGGCGUAUGAAUCAAAGAACAUGGUUAUCUGCGGCAGCGGUUUCGAUCGAAAAUCAGAAUGUUGAAAAAUGAAAGAUAACAGAUAAUAAUCGUUAUCAAUACUACAAGUGAAUAGCCUGAUUCUCUUGUUAUGGAAGCUUGGACAAGGUGGCAUUUUUAGGAAACAUUCCCCCAGAAUCCUGCGCGGGCGUUAACAAUUUGGAAGCAAGUGGCCAGAAAGAAAACGGCGCCUCCCGUAUAGCUCAGGGACUCUAAAAAAGGUCUUUUUUACACGACGAACGACCAGCAAGGGAUUCUGAUGCUACCCUGCACUUGAUUUUCAAAUCUGCAAACCCCAUGAGGCAUUGGCACCCUCGCCACAUCUUACCACUUGUCUCAUGCCUCGAUGUAAUGACCUCUUGGCUUUAAGGAGGAUUCGUUCAUAUGCGCCAUGAGCUUGUACGCAUGAGAGCUGAGAAGUUCCUUGUGGGCGUACGUACUCAUGAAGGACGCGGAACGACGAUAUUCUCGUGCGAAUAUUUGCGGGCUACGUGGAAAAGAGAGGUCAUAGCAACAAGCCACAUUGCAUGGGAAAGCCAAAAUUGCCCAAGAAUCAGAUCGCAGCUGUUUGUGUGUAUGGAAAAGGGCUGGGUAGCGAAUGCCAUCGCGAGUCCCCCCUUGAAAGGUAAGUGCCGUGAGCGGAUGUGGGAUGGAUUAAUAUCAGCCAGCUUCCCACAUGAAGUCGUCGAUUGGUUACUGGGGAAAUUGUGCCGUCAGAUAUUGCGCUCUCUAGAAACGGCGAGAGGAACUCGUUAUUGGUUAGUUGCUCUCAUCUGCGACGUGUAUUUCCUUGCUCAGCAGACAUGAUUACGGCCCAAUCUCUCGCAGUCGGAGGCGAAAUAUGGCUGUGAUCAUCUUCCCGAGGGCAAGAACCGGCCUGUACAAGUUGUCGAUCUUAUUGAGAAGCCUUUUUUUAAAGCUCAGGCCUUAUUAUUGUUCAGAAAGCGCAACAUUUCCAAAAAAAUGCUCCGCAUAGAAGCCUUCGGUGAUUUGUUAAUUCUUCAGCUAGGUUAGCGACCGAAGCAGCAUCUGAUUUUCCCCCCUCUUACGCACACAUACGGAGCACAGAUUAUUGAAUACAGCCGUUGAGUUUGAACUGUUGUGCUGCGCUUUCUGUUCGCAAUUCAGACCUUUCGGCUUAUAAUUUGCCCAGCCGCCCCAGGAAUGGCCAUGUUCAUUUGAAUCUUUGUUAUGAAGGAAAUCGAAUCAUGAGACCGUUGUACAGAGGGUAGCAUUGACCUUGGUCCUGAGGGAAAAGUUUUAAUCUUGACCUGUCUUGAUGUGGUCUGCCUGAGAAUCAUGGGUGCCAAUAUAGUCUGUAUCCAUCCUGCAUCUACUGAAUACACCGUCCCGCCCUUUCAUUUUAUUUUCCCUUCUAAAAAGCAAUACUGAAAAAAUGAAUACCUCCUAUAUCCACUA